This is a messenger RNA of Anoplophora glabripennis (Asian longhorned beetle), 2011 nucleotides long. Its product is annotated as facilitated trehalose transporter Tret1-like. The transcript has 4 exons. Bases 246 to 1724 code for a protein of 492 amino acids. Gene Ontology annotation, biological process: transmembrane transport. Gene Ontology annotation, molecular function: transmembrane transporter activity. NCBI's taxonomy places the organism in Eukaryota, Metazoa, Arthropoda, Insecta, Coleoptera, Cerambycidae. Gene Ontology annotation, cellular component: membrane. The record is from RefSeq and is a predicted model, not a curated record.
AUAAUGAGCCUUAGUUUCGAUAUAACAAGUCCUUGAUUCCGACCAGCCACUAAUUUCACCAACAGUUCGAUACUCGGUUCAAGAAUUUGAACUGUGAUAUCUUUUUCACGAGCUUGUUGGGCAUUUUUACGUUAAAUGUGCUUAACAGUGCAUUCUCAGGUUAAUUUUAAGUGAUUUUUUAAAAAAAUGUGGUCCCGCCUGUGAUAAUUUAUUCCGUGAGUCUCCAGUUUAAGAAAAAAAUAGCCAUGGAACAUACAUUCAAAAGGUCAACUAGUAAGCAGAUAAUCCUGGCAUUUCUCACAAAUUUCUCAAGUAUUGGCCCCAGCAUGACCUUGGGAUUCUCCGCUGUAGCAAUACCAACGUUAAAAACCACUCUAAGUCAAAACCAAGUCACAUGGUUUGCUAGCAUGGCGUCUUUGGCCGCACCAAUCGGCUGCUUUCUCUCCGGACCAAUAGCGGACAAAUUCGGAAGAAGAAUCUCCAUUUUAUGCAUCAACGUAACUUGCUUCAUCGGUUGGUUGACCAUAUACAGCGCCUACGCCGCCGGAAGUAAUCAGUACUUGCUUCUCCUGCUCGGCAGGUUCCUCACGGGGCUCUCCAUAGGUUUGUCGAGCGCCCCAGCUAUCAUAUACAUGGCCGAAGUCUCCAGUUCCAAGUACAGAGGCGUCUUUACCACCUGGGGAUCGAUCUUCUUUUCUUUAGGGAUCCUGCUCGUGUACAUGUUGGGGUACUUCUUAAAGGAACGUUGGGGGACUAUGGCGUUGAUAUCUUGCUUCUUUCCUUGCAUAGGGAUGACCUUCGUUUUGUUUUUCAUCCCCGAAACCCCGUCUUGGCUGGUGGGGAAGAACCGCCUGGAGGAGGCCAAGGAGAACAUGUGUAUGAUAUUCGGUACCAAAGAGUACCACCCCGUCGUCCAAUCAGAGAUAGAAGGUUUGAUACAAGCGAAGGGAGUCAAAAAGGACACUACCAAGAAGUCUAUACCGGAGCAGAUGUUGAGGAAAGUGAAAUAUUUAUUAAAACCGUAUUCUCUGAAGCCCUUCGGCUUGGUGUUCACGUACUUCUUCUUCCAGCAGUUGUCUGGAACUUUCGUGAUAAUUUUCUACGCUAUAGACAUAGUAAGAAAUGCUGGGGUGAUCUUAGACCCUUACAUAACUAUAGUAAUGGUGGCUCUGACUCGAGUGGUGACAGCCGUUCUUGUGGGAUUUCUAAGCAAGAAGUUCGGUAGGAGACCUCUUUCGAUAGUCUCGGGAACUGGGAUGAUGCUGUGCAUGUUUACUCUAGCUUGUUACAACCUGCUGAUAGACCAAGGGAGAAUUUCGGAGUCACUUCGAUCAAACUUAACGCUCCUACCUCUGCUGGCGGUGAUGCUUUAUUUUUUUACGAGCACCCUAGGGUUUCUACCCGUACCUUUCGCGCUGGCAGCCGAAUAUUUUCCCACAAAGAUACGGGGAACAGCAUCGGGACUGCUUACGGGUUGCGGGUACAUCUUUAACUUUCUGGCUGUCAAGAUUUACCCCACUAUGGUUGACAGUAUGCGCAGUACGGGUGUGUUCUUUUUCUACGGUUGCACAUCCUUGGUUGGUACUGUUUUCUUAAUAUGUUUGCUGCCCGAGACCAGAGGAAAGACCCAGGAAGAGAUUUUGGAGUACUUUGGGAAUAAGACGAACAAAACUGACAUAGAAGAACAGGAAAGAAAUUUUAAGGAAAAUGUUACAGUGUAUUAGAGGAAAGUGUUAUAAUGCAUUAGAAAAGGAGUAUUUUUGGGUUGUGGAAAUGUCGAAACGAGUGAUAUUAGAUAAGAUAUCUUGAAGAGAGGAUUCAAUGAAACCUUUUCCGUCAGUAUUGUUAUCCGUGUUUGUUGUAGAUUAAAGGAAACAUGUACAAACUGUUAAUUUAUUUUCCACUUGUUCUUUUAACUUUAUUUAAUUCAUUUGUACCAAGUACAUCACCUAAGUCUAUUAUGUACAGUUACACAGUUAAUAUAAAUAAAAAUAAGUCCUGUAAAAUCUAA